Molecule: messenger RNA, 315 nt
Organism: Miscanthus lutarioriparius
Lineage: Eukaryota; Viridiplantae; Streptophyta; Magnoliopsida; Poales; Poaceae
Source: the annotation of a GenBank genome assembly
AUGGCGCGACUCGGCGUCGCCGGCCUCUCCGCAACUCAGCCUCGGCUCUCCGCGACUCCCGAGCCGGCGACCCCGACUGCCUCCAUCUCCAGUUCCCCAUCCAGCUUCAGUGCUCGAUUGCUCUGCUCCGACUUCGAUUUGAUUUCUUCGUUCAGAGGAAUUUUAUCUCCGGAUGCAGUUUGCACAACCAUAACAAUUCAAGGCACUUCGUUCGUUGCAUCCAUAACAAUUCAAGAGUCUUUGCUGGGAACAAGCAGUACCUGUCAUUAUCAUGUUCUGUGGGAUGUGAACACAUUUGCCGCUGAUAGUGGUUAA